UACGGGAGCGCCAGAGGCGGGCGCGUAGUAUCGCCGCGUCCGGGAUGUCGCUCACGGAACCAAGAUGGCAUCCGAGGACGGUGCGGGUAUCGUGUCAAACGUAGGAUGUGAUGUAAAUAACACGAGCCAGCGAGCGACCGAGUCAGUUGGGGGCGAAGCGGCGGUUGUUACGUCAUCCGGGACGGCGUCGCGCACCGUUGUCGAGAGGACGGAGGGACGCGCGCGCGAUCCCGCGCGCAAUUCGCCGAGGACGCCCACGAGUCUCCCCGCAGCGUCACCGCAGUUUCACGCGAACACGGAAGGGCACGCAUUACGGAGGGACACGGGCCUCGCGGGCAGCGGGUCCGGUGAUGCGGUGGCUGAACUGGUCGCGAGCAGCGAGCCCGACAGCGAAGCGACGCAGCAGCCGUCCGCCCAACGGCGCAGCAUGUCUCACCAGAGUGGUGACCUGGACAACGGCGCUUGUCUUCCGGGAGAGCCAGACGGAAGUCCAGAUCAUUGCAACAAUGAUGUAGUAAAAACUACUAAGGAAUCAGUUCAACAUAUUACAUAUACCGAUUCCAUGUGUAAUAACGACACAAUGUUAUCUGACAUACAUAUUUUAUCUACUAAAGCAAAAUUAGAAGGAUGCAUGAAUUUCUCUAACAAUACGCCACAGUUGGGAGAGAGCCCACAAAGUAGUGGUGAAGUAAUUAGCAGUCCGAGGAGUCCUGACUAUCCACCAAGAGUUUCUGUCAGCCCUCAUCCUCAUAGUCCAGAUACGACGUUUCCCAUCAGCAUGAUGCCGGCGAAUUCUACAGUUAUUAUGGACACAGCGAAAUAUAAUGAAGAGAACACUGACAAUGUGGCCACAUGUAUGGAUAAAAUAACAGAAUAUCCAUUUUGUUCAUCAUCAGAGAAGAUAGGCGAUACACAAGUUGGUAUUGUAAAAACAGAAUCAAGUAAACAGCAGGAUGCUGAUGGAGAAGAAGACAUCACAGAUAAAGAAUUGAAAACAGAACCUAUUGAAUUUAAAAAAGAACCUGUAGAUUCACAAGAGGAACUUGAAAUGAUUAAACCCAAAUGGGUAGAAGAUAGUUUUUCGGCGGUAGAAUCGGAUAAAGCGGAUGCAGCGAUAGAGUCUCAAGAUAAAUCCACAGAUUCCACUGCUAAUCCAUCUUCCAGUUCGCAUUCGAAAACCUACUCGUCUUCAAGAGAGAAACGCUCGAAAGAAGACAGACGAUAUUGCUCACGGUGUCAUAAACGCAAAGGAAUAAAAAGAGCGAGCAUCGGUGUACAAUGUAAACGGGAUCGUCAUGUUUUAUCAUCAUUGAGCAGCAAGGUUCUCCCUUUCUCGAAAUCGGUCAAUGAAAAUCUAAGGUUAAAUCUACAAACAAAAAACUACAAGAUGCUAAAUAAUCCGGUGAUGAAAAGAGAAUUGCUGGAAGGCCUAAAGUACAAAAAGUUUAUCCAUAUAGAAACGUAUCCUAAUGGCGGGGCAACAGUCGUCCACAUGUUUCAGGAUGAGAUUGGUACUUUGACACAUGAACAAAUGCAAGAAUUAACGCAAGAGUACUUUAAGGUGGUUUUUGGUGAAGAUGAAAAUGGAAACGCUCAUCAUGUUAUGGGCAUAGUACACAACGCAGCUGCGUACCUACCUGAUCUUCUGGACUACAUGGCUAAUAAUUAUCCCACGUUGACUGUAAAAAAUGGAGUAUUGGGUAGAAGUAGUGAUAUAGAAACAACCACAAUGGCUCAAUACAAAGAUCAAGUUUGUAAAGCUUAUAGUAACGGUACUAUUAGAUACGGACCGUUGCACCAGAUAAGUUUGGUGGGCACUGUUCACGAAGAGGUUGGCGGGUAUUUUCCUGAUCUGUUGCAAAAAUUAGAAGAGAAUCCAUUUCUAAAAAUGACGAUGCCUUGGGGACCUCUGUCUGUCGUGAAAAUGGACACACCGCAAGAGUCGAAUGAUGGUCCUAUCUUGUGGAUUCGACCGGGCGAGCAAUUGGUACCAACAGCCGACAUAAACAAAAGCCCGUACAAACGGCGCAGGACGGGUAUCAAUGAGUUGAGGAAUUUACAAUACCUACCACGACUCAGUGAGGCUCGAGAAUAUAUGUUCGAAGAUCGUACAAAAGCGCAUGCCGAUCACGUUGGCCAUGGAUUGGACAGAAUGACCACAGCGGCAGUCGGCGUACUGAAAGCCAUUCACGGCGGACAGCCAUCCCAAUACAACAGAGUCACGAAGGACGUCGUGGCCUUUUACGCGGGUGACUUCACCGAACUUGUCGAGAAGUUGCAGUUAGAUUUGCACGAGCCACCUAUAUCGCAAUGCGUACAAUGGGUGGAGGACGCGAAGUUGAAUCAAUUACGCCGACAAGGUGUCCGUUACGCCAAGAUAAAUCUUUACGACAACGAUAUAUAUUUUCUACCGCGCAACAUCAUCCACCAAUUUAGGACGGUUACAGCCGUUUCGAGUAUCGCUUGGCACAUCAGAUUGAAGCAAUAUUACUCGGAAUCGCAACACAGUACGAGCAUCAGACAUAGUCGCGUAGUAAACGAAUCCACUCAUCGUAUCAAAGAGAAAAAGCCUCUGGAAGUUGUCUGUAAAGGUGACGAGCAGAAAGAAAACACGAAUCGGCAGCGUUUAGAACAGAAAUUGUCGAUCGAUUCUCUCGAGAAGGCGAAGGAGAGAGCAGCCGAAUACCAGGGUAAUUUGAAGAAAUCUGACCAACACGGAAAGCAUCGUAAGAGUCGACAUCACUCCAGACAUUCGUCGCUCAAACGAAAAGACAAAGAAGAGAGUAAUGAUAAACCGUCGUCGUUUGGUAGUACCAAAUCGUCCAAGAGUGAGAGCAAUGAGCAGAAGCAGAGCAACGACAAGAGGGACGAGAAGAGGUCGGAGAAGAAACAUAAGGAUCGUCGCCGUAGCGGUGAGAAAUCAAGCAGUCAUCACACACAUAGCAACGGCAGUGGCAGUUCAGAAAUCUGUCAUUCCUGCAAGAAGAAAAAAUACGACAGCAAUGGUCACAAAUUGGAUCAUCGUUGUAGUCAUCACGAGAGAUCCAGCGGUAAGAGUAUGUCGAGUAAAGAGAGCAUUGCUGGCGUAACAGAAGCAAGAAUCGUUUCCAAGUUCGAUAAUUCGUCUUCCUUAAAGGAGACCAAGAGACGACUGAGCAGUUCGGAAUUGUCUUCGUCGGUAGAUACAUCUGGAACUGGAGAUUCAUCUCCGAUUGUUCUCGAAGAAGAGGUAUUAAUGCAGCGGCAAACCGUCGCCAAAACGUACGCCACCGAGGUUGUGGACAGAGCGUUGGAGAUAGCUAUCUAUAAGUCGAAGACUGACGUCGAGGAGGUAUGCCAGUCGCUACGCGCCGAAGUUUCGGAAGCUUCGAAGGAGGUGCUAGAGAAAAUACACAAGGAGAGUUUCGAGAUCGCCGAGCAAUGGUUUAAGGAUGAUGCCGCGAAACUGGAGAGAUACUGCCACUUGCUCGAGAUGGAGACCGUAAUGGCGUUCACGUCAAAGAUGGAAUGCGCGACGGAGAAUGCCGUUAAGGCACUGAUCGAAAUGGCAGAGGACGAGGCGAAGGAACGUGCGAAAAACGAGAAAACCACCGACUUUGUCACCGACGGCAAUCCGUGCAGCGAGAAUUCGGCAACGACGUCGGCGAUGACGACGACCGGUGUCUCUUCGUAUUCUUCCUCGUCCGUCGUAUCCUCCACAUCUCCAUCUGAGAAUGAUAGACAUAGCAACAGUAGAAACGGUAGUAGCGAUGAGAAUUCGCCAAAAUCAUUCGAGUCUCACGGCACGGCGCACUCGAAAUUAAAAUGUAAAUGCAGAGACGAGAAAGACUGCAGAGAACGAAGGCACAAGAAAAAAAGGGACCACGAGAAACGGGAGCGAAAGCACGACAGACAUCACCAUCGGAGUCCCACCCAAUUGAAGCCCGAAUCUAAAACGUCUGACGACACCAGCAAGGAUGACACUCUGAGCAUUGCCGGAGUGUCGUCGCACAGCUAUCCUGCGGUCGAAAAAUCGGAACGGAUGAGUUCGAAGGACGUUGAAAAGAAAUCGGAGGAGAAGAGGAAGAAAUGCCACUGCAGUGAUCAUCACUGCACUCACAGGCAUGGAGAGAAGAGAUCGUCCGGUAGUGGCAUCAGCAAGGAUAGCCACGCGACGUCGAGUCGUUCCCACUCUUCGAGCUCGAAGCACAAGAGGAAGUCCAGUUCAUCCAGCGAACACAAGGACGUGAAAAGAUCGUGUUUGGAGAAGGACUCGAGCAUGCGAACAUCCGAAACAUCAACGCCAACGCCGACAACAACGAUUACUGCAGCAGCCACAACGACGCAUUCGUCAGCGACGAACACUGUUGUGUCGACCACGUGAAAAGAUGAUUGUUUGGCGACUGUAAUACAAUCCGUUCGUUAAGAACGUGAAUCCGUAUGCAGCGGAGCGAAACCGGUGUUUUCACCUGAACGCGAUUGGAUUUUAAUCCCGUAUCCUCAUCCCGUGCGUCUAAAAACGCGCACGUUUCGCGAUCGAAAAGGCGCGAGAGAAAAGGAUCAGCAGGAUAAAUUAUGAGCGAUGAGAGAGGUACUUGUACUCUUACCAAAGUAGAGAUCGCCGUGUUUCAAUCCAAAGACGAGAGACAAAACCUUUACUUGAUUGAAAGAAUUUGCUAUCUUUAUCCUUCCCUGCGUCUGCAUAGCAUCACACGUCACUUGAACACAAUACACAGGAAACAUGCAUACCGCCUUAGUCUCAACAAGAGCAAAGAAGUUAACAAUACGAGAAAGUAGUAUUGUUCUUUAGAAAGUACAUACACAUCCAUAUGCACACGAAAAAACAUUAUAUACAUAUACGUAUACACGCAGAUAUAUAUCCAUACAUCUUCCGAAUCUACAGAAUCGCAAAAAUUAUUUUGCUACGAAAGAAAGCGUAAUCUGGACGUCUCCAUACACUGCUGAGAGAAUUAAAACUAAUAUUUAUAGUAUAGACGCGACCAAAUGAAAGACAUAGGAAAUGGGAAUUUGUACAAAUUUGUGAUCGCGAAAAUUAAUCCCAAUUAAUAUGACGGAGCUGUGUACUUGUACAUAGAAUUAAAAUAUUAUUUUUUUUUUUCUUUCCAAGAAUCAUGUCUCACCACGCGCGGAGAGCUCGCUUAAGUUAUUUAUGUGCAUUAUUCUAUGCGUAAAUUAUUUAUGACUAAUUUAUUUUUUUUUUUUUUUUUUUUUAUAUAUUGGCCAUUUUUACGCUAACAUGAAACCAAGUCCAUACAUAUGGAAACUUGACGCGAUUUCUCAGUCGAUGCGGCCGUACUCGUUUCAUAAUUCUUAAUAGCACUAUAUAUGAUUUACUUUUAUAUAUACAUAUAUGAUUACGCUGUAUCGAAUAUUUAUAUCUUGUACAAUAUGUAGAAUGUCUGCAUAUUAAGAUAUAAACAUUCAUUGACAUCUUAUGUCUUAAGAAUGUCUUAAGAGAGAGAUAAGACAUCUUGUACAUACAUAUACAUAUAUACAUAUAUAUAUAUAUAUAUAAAAACUUGACAAUUAAAGUACUGAGCAUAAGAUAUAAGGAAGACACUUUUGCACGCGACUUUACAUUUGGUAUAUACAUCGCAAAAUUGUCGCGAUAAGUUAUUAAUAAUAUUCCUUAUUAUCUGUUGAGAGUUUAUCUUACCCAGUAAUAGCUAUGUAUUAAGGAUAUCUUAGCGCGCUAGUUAGUGAGCAGUACUAUCGCCGAUCCCUACUUCUUUUCACGAGGGGCAGUUAAAAGUAAUACAUUUUAGUUUAUAAUUGGGAAAAAAA
This is a messenger RNA of Pogonomyrmex barbatus (red harvester ant), 5784 nucleotides long. RefSeq lists its product as uncharacterized. Gene Ontology annotation, cellular component: nucleus. NCBI's taxonomy places the organism in Eukaryota, Metazoa, Arthropoda, Insecta, Hymenoptera, Formicidae. The record is from RefSeq and is a predicted model, not a curated record.